AUGUACUAUACUCUGAUAGAGCUGCAAACCGCACACGAUGCAGAAGCACCAAAAGAUCAUACAAAAAUCAUAAACAUAUCAUAUCAAUUCAUAAACCAAUCGACACUACAGGCCUCUUUCCCCGAUGACAAAAUUCCAAACAUAGAUUGUACAACACUUCCACUAUCUGAAUCCAUUGCACUUUUACAAAAAGACCUUGAGUUAAAUCUCCCUAAUGGAGAAGAUUUUGUCUUAUGUUCACUGAAUUCUACUUGGGAUUUACGUGUCACAAUUUCACGUCAGGCAAAGGAUGAGCAAUACACCUUGCCAACUUUUUUUAAAUACCCAAGAAUAUUCGAUUUGUGGAAGGAAUUUGAUAGGUGGUGUGUAAACCAUAAAGAGCUAGUUCAAACAAGAGAUCCUCGUAAACUGAAAGAUUUGAAACAACUGGCAACUCUAUUACAUAUCCCAUCCGUGGAAACACUUUCCUCCAUUAGUCUCGCAUCCAAAGUAUUAGUUCAGUUACAUGAGAAAUGUACAACUGAAGAUGAUCAAGAGAAAGUAUUAACUUCACCUUACGAUUCUAAAUUAGACUGGGAUAUUUUUAUCGAGACUAGUUCCACAGUAUUAUAUAUGAACAAUUUACCGCCAGAUACAACUCAAAGUGAGUUAGAGACAUGGUUCACCCAAUUCGGUGUUAGACCAAUUGGAUUUUGGACUGUCAAAAAUAUAUUAGAAGAUACUUCUAUUAUUAAUAAUAAUUGGUGUGUUAAUAAUAGCCCGUAUGUUGAGGAAAUUGACAGCAUCUCUGGUUUUAUUGUCUUUUCUACUCAUAAAGAAGCUAUUGAUGUAUUAACAUUAAAUGGACACUCAAUUUUAUCAAAUAUUGCAAAUACAAAACAGCCAAGAGUAGUGGAACAUGUAGUGGAAAUUCAGCCUUCUUCGCCAAAAGUAAUGGAAAGAAUCCAAUCAAUAUUAACACCAUUUCCACAGAGUAAAAAUAAGCCAAGACCUGGUGAUUGGAAUUGUCCAUCUUGUGGAUUUUCUAAUUUCCAAAGACGAACUGCGUGUUUUAGAUGCUCUUUCCCACAACAGCAAGCUGUGGGGUCUUCACAGAAGAAUGACAAUAAUACUCCAAAUAAUAAAAAUAAAUCUAAUAACAAUUAUUUCGAAGAUCUUCAAAGACAUUUAUAUUUAAAUUCUUUUCAAAAUAAUAAUAAUAAUAAUAAUAAUAAUAAUAAUAAUAAUAAUAAUAAUAAUAAUAAUAAUAAUAAUAAUAAUAAUAACGGCAGUAGUACUACUACUAAUAAUAAUAAUAGUAAUAAUACUAACAGUAAUAAUAAUAAUUCUAAUAUUAACAAUAACAAUACUAAUAAUAGUCAUAAUAGUAUUAACAUUAAUAAUUAUAAUUCACGUUAUAAUAAUAUGGCUGCAAGCAAUGGUUCAAAUGUCCCUUUCAGAGCAGGUGAUUGGAAAUGUCUUACUUGUGGAUAUCAUAAUUUUGCCAAAAAUAUAGUUUGUUUACGUUGUAGUGGUCCUAAAUCUGGAUAUCAGUCGAACAGUUAUUCGAAUAACUACAAUUCAAGUAACUACAAUAGAUAUGUACAGCAAAAUAGACAAUCAAAUAAGACAAAGCAAGUGGAUACUCAAAUUGCUACUCCUUUAAGCAACAAUGUAUCGAGUUCAUCCAUCAAUAGUAUAAGCUCCUCAUCUUAA
Henningerozyma blattae CBS 6284 is the source of this 1695-nucleotide messenger RNA. RefSeq names its product Nrp1p (gene NRP1). The record is from RefSeq and is a predicted model, not a curated record. The transcript has a single exon. Bases 1 to 1695 code for a protein of 564 amino acids. Gene Ontology annotation, molecular function: nucleic acid binding. NCBI's taxonomy places the organism in Eukaryota, Fungi, Ascomycota, Saccharomycetes, Saccharomycetales, Saccharomycetaceae.